UUCACGGAAAACUCGUACUGAGAGUCCGAGGCGGCGUCUUUCGUGUGAGAGGCAAGGCAAUAGCAGCAGCAGCAGCAGCAGCGGUUUCAUUCUUCUUUGUGACUUCUGUGUCAUGGCGGCAGGACUGAAAAGCAGCAGCGUUCCGUUUCACGCUCUGGGUGUGAAUUCCAGCGCCAGAAAGGCAGCUCCGUCGAGCAAAGGUGUCAGAGCAUACAGGGACUCGAAGUAUGAAGCCAAAGGUUCUCAAGUUCUCGCUCUCCCGAAUGGAGUGCACAGCAUGAAGUCCGACAGAAGCUCUCGGGGGAAUCACUUUCAAGCUCUCGAGACAUCUCCCAGUGGCACGCAAGCUAUCCAACACUCUCGCAGCGAUUCCCAAGUUCUCGACUUGAUCAACUCCACAGCAGCGAGAUCUCGUCCUUGGUGGAGUCCUCUUUUCGAUUUCUCCAGAGAGGUCUACGACUUGGAUGCUUCUACUGACGAGAUUGGCGAUGAGAUUCAAGCAGGGAAAGCUCCGAGCCGGGAAGUUCCGCUAGAACCAGAAGAGAAAUUCAAGCUGCUAAGAUCUCAGCUCCGGGAAUCUGAGAGCUGGCACGACACCAUGUAUCACUCGGCCAUAGCUUCACGCCUCGCAACUAGAGCUCGAAAUUGAGCUCGAGAUUGAUAGAUAAAAUCGAUCGCAUUCUUUGUUUUAAUU
Messenger RNA from Selaginella moellendorffii, 694 nucleotides. RefSeq lists its product as uncharacterized. Lineage: Eukaryota; Viridiplantae; Streptophyta; Lycopodiopsida; Selaginellales; Selaginellaceae. The transcript has a single exon. Bases 113 to 649 code for a protein of 178 amino acids. The record is from RefSeq and is a predicted model, not a curated record.